AUGCAAAAGCGUAAAAACAGAUCCCGAAAUACUUCAAAAGCCCGUAACUUAACUAUUACAGACCUAAGUGUUGUAAAUGACACUCAAACUGAAAAUAACUUAGAUUAUACUAAUGUAACAAAUUUAACACUUGUUAAUGACCCAAUGCUUACAAAUACUAAUGUAAUAUCAUUAGAACAAGUAAUAAAUAAUACCCAAAAUAUUUCAAAUGACAUUUGCACUUUAACUAAUAUAACUGCUAAUCCCAUUUUGCAAGCAAAUUCCAAAACUAAUGCUCUAAAUAAUUGCACUAAUAAUGUCCCAAAUAACUCAUUGCAUGGAAGUAACACUCAAAAUAACCCAAAAAUUAUUUCAAAUAUUACAUGUGAUUGUGUAACUAACGCAGCUAAUACCCUUACUAACAAUAACCAGAUGUUUGAAAGUAACGGCAAACAUGAAUUUAAGUCUAUAAUCACAGUCGGCUCAGUAACUCCUCAAAAUUUUGAUGGGAGUGGUGAUAUAGAUGAUUGGAUUGAUCAUUACACUUACAUUGCUAAAUGUAAUAAAUGGAGCAAUAAUAUGAAAAAGUUGAGACUCCCAGUACACUUAAAAGGCAUGGCUGAGAUGUGGUAUAGGAAUUUUGUUAAACUUAAAACAGAUGCCACAUAUGAAAAUAAAUUGUCAUUAGAUGACAUUUAUGAGGGUCUUAAAAGCGCUUUUAGUCCAAAAAAUUACAGAUCAUUUCAGCAAUUAAAAUUAAUUACCAGAUACCAACAGCUCAAUGAGUCAGUCAGUAACUAUUAUUAUGAUAUAAUUAGAUUAUGUGAGAAACUUAAUCCCCUUAUGGAUGAACAAGAAAAACUGACACAUAUUAUGCGAGGGCUGAGAUCUGGAAUGUUAGAAAAAGUAGUUAUAUUUGAGCCCAAAGAUUGUAUUGAUUUAUUAAGUAAACUUAAGUCAAUAGAAGAGUCCGAAUUCUUAUCUCAGAUAAGACAAUCUCAUAAUUACCUAUUUAUAAAUAGUGUUGAGCAUAAUGAACAGUCUCUAAAUAAGUUUCAAAAACAAAAUGAGUCCCAAAUUAAUAGCACUGAGUCCCAAAAUGAUAUUUCUAAAUUAUGUUCAAUGUUUGAACAGUUUAUGAAUAAAUACCGUAAUUAUGAUAGUUACAGAUAUCAAUAUAGACAAACUGUUGAAGGUAGACCUGUUUGUGAUUUUUGUCACAAACCUGGUCAUCUUGCCCGUUCGUGCUAUCACAAACGAAGCACUACGAUAAAAUCAGCUACAAGAGCUAUUCUUCAGUCACCUGGAUCUGCAUCAGCAGAUCAGGUAAAUUAG
This is a messenger RNA of Oppia nitens, 1314 nucleotides long. RefSeq lists its product as uncharacterized. Lineage: Eukaryota; Metazoa; Arthropoda; Arachnida; Sarcoptiformes; Oppiidae. The record is from RefSeq and is a predicted model, not a curated record. Bases 1 to 1314 code for a protein of 437 amino acids. The transcript has a single exon.